UCAAUGGGUGAAAUAAUAAGAACUUGGUUGCAAUCAAGACUGGGAGUGAUAAUCGACCUCACUCCCGAGGUAUUCGGGCACUACUCGAAGGAUGGCACUCUCCUAGCUAAACUUCUCUACAACUACGACGUAAUCAACGAGACCCAAUUGGAGACCAUAAUCCAGACGCAGGAUGCAGCCCUUGCUCGUGUUAAUCUGAAGCACCUGAGAGCUUGGUCGAAGUUCAUUGGAGUUGACUUCGAUGAUGAUUGUCUCGAGGACAUGUCCAAUGGACGAGGGAUAGCCGCACUCCAAGUCUUCUACAAACUCUUCCUGUGUCUGGAGAUGAAGGACAGACUUCACUUUAUCACUCUGCAGAAGGAACGAGAACGAUACAUUCCUGCUUCAACGAAGUUUGAUGUGAAAGUUAUCUCGGAGAAGCCACCACCAGCUGAACCUGCUGACCACCCUCUUUCUGAGCCGUUAGUGACAUCGGCAGAGGUCAUCGAGUGGCACAGGCAGAAGUUUCUCAAUGCUAUUGACCGGUCUAGACAGGUUAGUGUCCCACUCCGGUCAUCCAGAGAGCAAGACAAAAUGGUGGAGGGAAGCCCUCAAACGUUUUUCACACCCAGGAACAAUAAGUCUCUUCAAGAAGAUGAUCAGACGGGUAAAGUCGCUAGAAAUCGUUCAGCACGAGGGGCUAGACUCACCAGAGAACGGUCUAAUAUUAACUCCUGUGCUGCAAAGAGCUACAUUAAGACCCUGUCCCACCGGAAGAACCAGGAAUCAGUUGCUGAAGAGUGGAAGAGUCAGUCUCAGAAGGACGUUCUCACUUCUGUCUGGGAGAGGAUUAAAGAUGAUCAAGAAAGAAAGCUCGACGAGAUGAUAGCCCGGGGAGCUCUGAGAGAAUCUCAGUACGAGAAAAAGAUGCUGAAGAAGUUGUGUGAGAUCCGUAAAGACAAGAAUCGAAUGUCUGAUAACAGGAAAUUGGUAGAGAGUCUCAUGCAGGCAGUGAACGAGCAAUCCGUCCAAGCUGAUGAAGAGAGGGAAUUGGAUGAGUCUAGGAGGAAUGCCCGUGGAAUCGAGGAUGAGAGGAAGAGGUCUGCGGAGUUGGAACGCAGAGUUGUCAACAGAAGGCUGCAAAGGGGUGCAGACUAUCUCCAACAGCUUGGAAGACAGGUGACAGAAGAUCUGACAAGCAUUGCGAUGAUCUGCGGAGAUUACAGAGACUUGAAUCAUCAGGAUGUCCCCAGGAAAGUCUGGCAGGAGUGGAAGGCUCUGUUUCAGCAGGGUCUGGCGGUGCUUUAUCCUGAAGAGAGGCUUGAGUUGGAUGAUAUACAAGAAGGAGAGGGGGGAGAAGUAUCUGGUGGAAACCCUGAGUUGAGGAGAAGAGAGGAAUUGCUUGACACAAGAUAUCUGGAAGAGUAUCUUGCGCUGACUGGUCCAUGGAAGGAGUUUGUCCCAAAAGACGAUGUGCUCCAGAAGUUGGGACGGAAUAUCCUGGGGCACGUCGUUCAUAAAUUACUGGAGGUUCUACACCCCUCAGACACAAGAGCCUCACCUCCACUACCGCUCUAUCGCAUUCGCGUGGUACUUCUUGGUCUACCAGAUACAUCUCUUCAUUCUUAUCUCCAGGAACUCCUCAUCUGUGAGGGGAUUACGACAGUUCAAGUAGAGAAUACUAUCGAUUUUUGCUUGAAAAAAUAUAAAAAAGAAGUUGAAGAAUUUGAGUUCGUGGAUUUGGAGGUGAACAGAACUCGUGGAUCACUGGAGACAUUUCGUGAUGACGAAGUAGAAGAGGCAAAGGCAGACAAGAAAACACAAACACCAAUAAUGAUUCCCUACGAGGAUAUGCAUCCCCUGUUAAGUGACGCAGCAUUCGUUGGUAAGAGAAUCCACGAGUUACUCACUCAUGGUAAACGAAUUCCUGAGGAACUAAUAGCUAAAACAAUCGUUGCGUAUCUGAAGAGUCUGGAGGACAUAGAGGGAUGGGUGAUCAUCGAUUAUCCCAACACCUAUCAACAUGUACUACAUCUGGAAUCCGAAUUAUCGGCGAAGCCCUGGGAUUCCCCACACUCCGAUGAAGAUGAAGAAGAAAAAAAGCAGGAGGGCCUCCUCAGGAGUUCUCGACUGGUUCCCAACCCUCUAGCCUCAUUAAAUAAUUCUGCGAGAUCUUCUCACCUUACAUCGUUCAUCAGAAUGAGGGCAGAUUCAAACACUUCUGAGGAGGAAAAUGAAGUCGACAGCUUUUACAUCGAUCAAGGGCUCGCUUCCGUAUUCCAGUACACUAUUUGGGACUUUGAAUCUCUAGAAAAAUUAUGUGGAAUCAUAAUGACGAAGAAUGAACCGGUUACUGAAACCGAGUCGACUCAUACAAUGUUCGACGUCCUCGAGGAGAGUGAGGUGCAGCCUGGAGAACCGGCUUGGACCUAUGCUGAUUCUCCCAAGGAUAAGCAUCUCUUGGAGGAGCUGGGAUUCUGCUGGAUCAACCUAGAGUCCAGCUACAUCAAUGGACUCUUGGAGGUCCUGUCACUGAAGCGAUUUACCUUCCUGGCCGUCCUUCCCUACAAAGACUUCAUGAUAAAAUACAUGUUUGAGUUUGCGGAGCAACCGGAUGAGAGACAGCGAUUGCUCUGGGAGUUCCAAAAUGCUUUCAACGCAAUCUCUGAGGACAUGAGGAAUGACGAAGAGGUGAAGUACGAGUUGCAUUGCCGUGUGGAUGACUUUCAAACGCAACUGUGGGAGAUUUGUGAUCGAAAGAGGAGAAAUUGUCUCGAGAAAAGGAAAGAAAUCAUUAGUGAUCACUGGACGACGGGCCAGCUAGUGAUACUUAUCAAUAUUUAUCUUGCUAUGAUGCAGAUUGAGUUGAAGAGGUUCGUGGAUACUGUGCCCAUCCUGGAGGAGUACUAUUCAGCGAUCACGAAGAGAGAUGCAAGAGAUCGACUUGUGAAACCCACGCUCCAGCGAGUUUUCCUCGAGGAUGAUUCUGUUGAAGAUCAUAAAGAUAAAGAUCUAAAGUCAUUCAAUAAAUCCCCAUCCUCUAAGCUCAACAAACUCGAUUUUCAGAAUGAAAUCGAAAGUAUUCUGUUAGCUAAACAGGGAAGCGCCUUCCAGGUUGAUAGCACAAUCGCCUUCAGAACCAUCAGAGAAAAUAUUAAUUUCUGUCAAUCUUUCGUUGAUGAUAUGUCCCUGAUAGAUUCAGGAGUCGAGACGAAAAGUGAAAUCAAAUCGAAGGAGGUUCCACGAAAUCCCAAGAAAAUCGGCAAGAAAAGACCUUCGAAAAGGUCUUCGAAGCUUCAGGCUAAAAUGGGAGAUGCUAAAUCUCUCGAAGAUGAAAAGAAGCUGCAAGCUGCUCUGACAGAAUGGAGAUCCGUCAUAAUAUACGAAGUUACCAGGGUGAAGACUCUCCUGAAGGUCUUGGAAACCGCCUGGGAGUCAGAUGCAGAAUUUCUUCUGACGACAAUUCAACAUGGACUUCAUGUGAUGGAAGAAAAGAUCAACGAGAUCUAUCGGAAUGAAAUGAAGAGUAUCAAGGAGCUGGCUAGGGUUUUCUGUUUAGCCAUCGAGCAUCACAAAUCAAUUCCUGGAGAGAUGAUCUUUGAUGGCGAUCGUUUUAUAAUGAAUUUUGGUAACUCAAAGGAUGAAGAGCAGUUCAACCUUCUGAAACGAUUCCCUGUAGAGGAAUCUGAUAAUCUUAACUUCAAAAUGGUCCAGUUGGGGCGGUUGAAGGACAUCUUUACAAGGGUUGCACCGUCUGGAAGCCUUCCCCAACGUUCUUUUGUCUUCAUCCUUCAGGAUUUAAUUGCCUGCGGAGGAGAAGAUGAUAAAGAACCUCUAGUGCCUUCAUCAUGGCUGAAGUUGAAUCCUCCUGACGUAUUCCAACUCGUUCACCAGAUUUUUGGAGAUGAUUCUCACGUGGACUGGCGUGAGUUCUUGGUUUAUGGGAUGAAUCUUGAACGACCAACUCAGGGCCAACUUUUGGAAACACUCGAGCACUUCAGGAAGAAGGAUGGAAGUCUCUGCGGAGUCCUCCCCAAGGGAGUCUUCCUCAACAUUCCUCUCUGGUUCCAUGAGAACUUACUCAGCCCCUCUAUCAGCUCCUGGCUCCACGAUGACUUCGAGAACGAAUAUGAGUUCUCGAAUAGAUCUAGACGGAGUCAUGAAGAGUCUAGGAGGAGUUCCACCCGGGUGAAACCAAGGAAAAAGAGUAUUUCGUUCAGGAGUGACUCGAUGGAGAGGAAAUCUGUGGGGAUUGGUGAGGCCACCUCUGAGGAUGUGCGGUUGAAUUUGGCUAAGCACCUCCUUUGUGAAAUAUUUCUUGAGAGAAACGAGGAUGUUAAUUAUUUGAGGCUGUUAUUGGCCUUCAGCAAGGAUGACGAUCCCCGAAAGGGAUUGACUGAGGCUUUGAGUGUUACUCUGAACUGUAAUGUUUGUGGGAAUUUCGAGGAUGGGGAGAAUUUUAUUGAGGAAUGCUUCAGGAUGAGAGAGGACUAUGAUACCUUGAGGGCCCAGAUGCUCCAGGACACCCAACAAAUAGUACACGAAAUCCUGGACAAGAUAUUCGAGGAUACACAAAAUGUUGAUAUUCCCAAUAUGGACGAUGUUUCUCUCCAACUCGAUGAUAUAGAACUCAGAAGACCCGGCCGCCUCUCGGUUGAAGUUUUGGACGCCAUCUUGGCUCCCCUCAGUCUCACCAAGAUGGCCGACGAUGUGGCGUCAGCGGCGUUUGGUUCCGAUUUCCCAAACCCUUCUAUGGAACAAUUAUCCCACACUUCCUCGAUUUCUGGACCGGAAAGUAGUGAACAAUCUUCGGGAAAUCGUGACGUUACCAGAGAGGUUGAAUAUUGGAUACCCAUGACCGUUUUCGAGAAUGUUUUUGAAAACCUAAUUCCAAACGUGAACGAGAAAAUCAGUGUUAUAUCUACAUCGAGGACUCUGUCCGAACAUUUAGAGAGAAUUCAUGAGGAAACGAAGUGUGAAGUGUUGAACGACAGUCCUGAUAUGGUUCUAGCUCACCGAGUCAUCAACCACCAGUUGAUUACGCGUUUGCUCGAACAAACCACAAAAUUCACGUGGAAAAACUUGGGAAAGACUGUCGAGAGAAUUCUGCAGGAGAAAAAUGAGUGAGUAGUUUCUCAGUAUCGCGUGGGAUUUAUUGAUUUUCAUACAUAUCGUAGUCUUAGGAAUUUCUGAAAUUUUUAAAUCUUAAUUGAUGUCAUCAACGAUUGAUCUCUGCCAUCGUUUUUCCUUUUAGGCUAAUUAAUUAUAAAUACUUAGCGAAAUAGUCUAAUCCCUUAAUCAC
Diachasmimorpha longicaudata is the source of this 5281-nucleotide messenger RNA. RefSeq names its product sperm flagellar protein 2-like. The transcript is spliced from 3 exons. Bases 4 to 5106 code for a protein of 1700 amino acids. Lineage: Eukaryota; Metazoa; Arthropoda; Insecta; Hymenoptera; Braconidae. The record is from RefSeq and is a predicted model, not a curated record.